Meloidogyne enterolobii is the source of this 516-nucleotide messenger RNA. The record is from the annotation of a GenBank genome assembly. Lineage: Eukaryota; Metazoa; Nematoda; Chromadorea; Rhabditida; Meloidogynidae.
AUGUAUGGGAAAAAGAAUUUUACAGGUAUUUUAUUUUUUAAAUUCAUACAUAGAAGUUUAGACAAAAUAAAUAUUUUAGACCAAAAAAUUAAUGAUUGUCACUCAAUUUCAACUUGUUUAUCUCAAAAUGAAAUUAUUUCAAAUAAGGAAUCUGGCUAUACAAAUGUUAGUUUUACUAGAAUUGAAAGGGUUAAGGAUAAUCGUCAUUUCAAUAUUACAGUAUUUACUCUAAUUGUAUUUUCUCAAAAUAAAGAAGGAAUUAGUAGCAGUAUUUCAUUAAGCAGCGGAUUUUCUCCACUAUCCUCAAAUUCAAAUAUUUCUACAACAAACAACAAUAAAAAUAUUAAUUUAAGUUACAGUCGAUUACGUGCACCAUCAUUAGGUGUUUCUGGUAGUAUUAUUGCUAAUAAUCAAAGUUCAGAUGAGCCCGAAAAUUUAAGUAAAGGGAAAAAGCGUUUUGUAGAAAAUUCUUCAUUAAAUUCAAAUAAUACAAAAAAUGGAUGUUUUCUAAUGUAA